This is a messenger RNA of Macaca mulatta (Rhesus monkey), 5651 nucleotides long. It is a transcript of the gene ARHGAP24, whose product is annotated as Rho GTPase activating protein 24. Lineage: Eukaryota; Metazoa; Chordata; Mammalia; Primates; Cercopithecidae. The record is from RefSeq and is a predicted model, not a curated record. Gene Ontology annotation, molecular function: GTPase activator activity. Gene Ontology annotation, biological process: wound healing, spreading of epidermal cells; negative regulation of Rac protein signal transduction; signal transduction. Gene Ontology annotation, cellular component: focal adhesion.
GCUGUUUCUCCUUAGCUGUAAUUUAUGACUGACAGCAUUAUUUCUCUUGGACAGUGAAAGAAAAUUUUAAUCUUUUUAUAGUACCACAUAUUGUAUAGAAUUUGUUUGUGUCUAAUUUUGACUCUGUAGCUCCCCAAACCCUAGAGAACAUGUGAAGUAGUUAGCCUACUCUUAUCCUUGACAUGAGAUUUUCAUCUUUUAUCUUAAAUAGAAUAGCGAACUCUUUCUUUCAGUGAAGGACUUUUCCUCUAUUAGUCACACUUAGUGGUUACAAAGUUCUCUUUUCUUUUAUACAAAUGCCAACAUUUUUGUAACUUCUUGGCUUAUGAAGAGUGCGUGUUUAGAGUUACCAGGAACCAUGAAAGGGAAGAUACCAUUGGUGUUUAUUUACUGAGAUUUAAUAGGAGAGUCAUUAAUAUGGCAUUUUCACCCUUUUCCUGCCGAAAUCUGGGAGAGCUUUUGGUUGCAUAUGCCUUUCAGGCUUAGCAUUUGUAAAACAGGAACAGCUUGUGACUUUUACCAUAGGACAGGGCUUUCAGCAGAAAUAGGUCUAUCACAAUUACUGUGAAUAUGUGCACAGGAAUCCUUGCUAUGGUGGGAAUGUUUAUUUGUUUACUUUUCAUAACCAACAGCAAACAACCCUUCUCUUGAAGAAGUAUAUUUCUCCUCUGGAUUUUGAGAAAAUUUUAACCUUUUGCAUGAUGUAUAUAGAUCACCUUUUGACCACAAAUAUAUGUCACAUCACAUUGGACAGGUUUCAAAUCACAACCAUGAAGUUCAACAACAUACUGAUAAAAAUGGCCAUGCAACAAUGUGAAGAUUAACAUGUAGCAAGAUCCAGGGUAUAUUAAGUUGUAAUAAUAAAAAAGGCACAGCCUUAGGUGCCCCAUAGUUCAUGGUUUGCACCACAUUUUCACACAAGUUUUGUAGAUGUCUAACUACAGACACUAGCACACAUACUUUGGUGACAAGUCAAAAACCUUUUGGGAAAUUAAUAUUAUCCAAAUGUGUUUUGGUGAAAGUCUAUCCUUCCUGAGAAAAGUCCUGCCAACAAAAUGUAGAGAAAUGAGUAUGAAAUUUAGGAAUGAACAAAAAAAGAAGUCAUUUUGUGACAUUUACAAGUGGACAAGGAAGGACGUCAUUUUGGGCAAAGGGAACCCACAUGCAAAACCGUGUUAUGAGAAUAUUAGAUAUUUGGCAAAUGUCCCAGAGUUUCAUGUGAAUUUGUACGCUGUUGAUAAAGAGGAAGGAAUGGAAUCAGGAAAUAUGAAACGGUUAGAAUGAUUAAACUUGGUGACUAACAGAAGUAGUAAGGAAGAAAGGAUUGGACAUAUCCUAACCAACGGAGCUUAUUAGUCACAGAUGUUGGUGAAUAAAUCCCACCAUGCCCCAUCUAUUCCUGACAAGCGCAAUCAAGGAAAGUCCAUAAGCUUGAUAAUGGAGGAGAACAAUGACGCCACGGAGAACCCCCAACAAGGCCAAGGGCGGCAGAAUGCCAUCAAGUGUGGGUGGCUGAGGAAGCAAGGAGGCUUUGUCAAGACUUGGCAUACUCGCUGGUUUGUGCUCAAGGGGGAUCAGCUCUACUAUUUCAAAGAUGAAGAUGAAACCAAGCCCUUGGGUGCUAUUUUUCUGUCUGGAAAUAAAGUUUUUGAGCAUCCCUGCAAUGAAGAGAACCCAGGGAAGUUCCUUUUUGAAGUAGUUCCAGGAGGCGAUCGAGAUCGGAUGACAGCAAAUCAUGAGAGCUACCUCCUCAUGGCAAGCACCCAGAAUGAUAUGGAAGACUGGGUGAAGUCCAUCCGCCGAGUCAUAUGGGGACCUUUUGGAGGAGGCAUUUUUGGACAGAAACUGGAGGAUACUGUUCGUUAUGAGAAGAGAUACGGAAACCGUCUGGCUCCGAUGUUGGUGGAGCAGUGCGUGGACUUUAUCCGACAAAGGGGGCUGAAAGAAGAGGGUCUCUUUCGACUGCCAGGCCAGGCUAAUCUUGUUAAGGAGCUCCAAGAUGCCUUUGACUGUGGGGAGAAGCCAUCAUUUGACAGCAACACAGAUGUACACACGGUGGCAUCACUUCUUAAGCUGUACCUCCGAGAACUUCCAGAACCAGUUAUUCCUUAUGCGAAGUAUGAAGAUUUUUUGUCAUGUGCCAAACUGCUCAGCAAGGAAGAGGAAGUGGGUGUUAAGGAAUUAGCAAAGCAGGUGAAGAGUUUGCCAGUGGUAAAUUAUAACCUCCUCAAGUAUAUUUGCAGGUUCUUGGAUGAAGUACAGUCCUACUCGGGAGUUAACAAAAUGAGUGUGCAGAACUUGGCAACUGUCUUUGGUCCUAACAUCCUGCGCCCCAAAGUGGAAGAUCCUUUGACUAUCAUGGAGGGCACCGUGGUGGUCCAGCAGUUGAUGUCAAUGAUGAUUAGCAAACAUGAUUGCCUCUUUCCCAAAGAUGCAGAACUACAAAGCAAACCCCAAGAUGGAGUGAGCAACAACAACAAUGAAAUUCAAAAGAAAGCCACCACGGGGCAGUUACAGAACAAGGAGAACAAUAACACCAAGAACAGCCCUGGUAGGCAGUGCUCCUGGGACAAGUCUGAGUCUCCCCAGAGAAGCAGCAUGGACAAUGGAUCCCCCACAGCUCUAUCAGGCAGCAAAACCAACAGCCCAAGGAACAGCGUUCACAAGCUAGAUGUGUCUAGAAGCCCCCCUCUCAUGGUCAAAAAGAACCCAGCCUUUAAUAAGGGUAGUGGGAUAGUUACCAAUGGGUCCUUCAGCAGCAGUAAUGCAGAAGGUCUUGAGAAAGCGCAAACCACCCCCAAUGGAAGCCUACAGUCUAGAAGGACCUCUUCACUGAAGGGAUCUGGUACCAAAAUGGGCACGCACAGUGUACAGAAUGGAACGGUGCGCAUGGGCAUUUUGAACAGCGACACACACGGGAACCCUGCAAAUGGACGAAACAUGAGCUGGCUGCCAAAUGGCUAUGUGACCCUGAGGGAUAACAAGCAGAAAGAACAAGCUGGAGAGUCAGGCCAGCACAACAGACUGUCCACCUACGAUAACGUCCAUCAACAGUUCUCCAUGAUGAACCUUGAUGACAAGCAGAGCAUCGACAGCGCCACCUGGUCCACUUCCUCCUGUGAAAUCUCCCUCCCUGAGAACUCCAACUCCUGUCGCUCUUCCACCACCACCUGUCCAGAGCAAGACUUUUAUGGGGGGAACUUUGAGGACCCUGUUUUGGAUGGGCCCCCACAGGAAGACCUUUCCCACCCCAGGGACUAUGAAAGCAAAAGUGACCAUAGGAGUGUGGGAGGUCGAAGUAGUCGUGCCACCAGCAGCAGUGACAACAGUGAGACAUUUGUUGGUAACAGCAGCAGCAACCACAGUGCACUGCACAGUUUAGUUUCCAGCCUGAAACAGGAAAUGACCAAACAGAAGAUAGAGUAUGAGUCCAGGAUAAAGAGCUUAGAACAGCGAAACUUGACUUUGGAAACAGAAAUGAUGAGCCUCCAUGAUGAACUGGAUCAGGAGAGGAAAAAGUUCACAAUGAUAGAAAUAAAAAUGCGAAAUGCCGAGCGAGCAAAAGAAGAUGCUGAGAAAAGAAAUGACAUGCUACAGAAAGAAAUGGAGCAGUUUUUUUCCACAUUUGGAGAACUGACAGUGGAACCCAGGAGAACCGAGAGAGGAAACACAAUAUGGAUCCAGUGAGCCUGCUUUCGCCUGCCGUCUCCAAUGGCUCUGGCAAGGACUCCAGGGAUUCUGGUGGGAUAUGACUUAGAACCAGGUGGCUGGUCACCUGGAUGUACAGAAGUCUAACUGGUGAAGGAAUAUCAUUUACAGACAUUAACCAUCCAUAUCUGCAAUGUGUACCAAAGUUAUGUCAUGCCCCAUAAUGCUACUGUCAAGUGUUACAACUGGAUAUGUGUAUAUAGAGUAGUUUUUCAAAAGUCAACUAAAAAUGAGAAGCAUAUUUCAAGAAUUAUUUUAUUGCAAGUCUUGUAUUUAAAAUGUUAAAUCAAUAUGUUGUUGCAAUUUAGCUUGCUUUCAAGCUUCACCCCUUGCACUUAACAUAAGCUAUUUUUGGCAUUGUGUUAUCAUCAGCUUAUUUUAUAGAUCAAUAUUUUUAUUUCCCUUUUUGCUGAGGAAAUGAAGAUAAGCAAAAAUAUAAAUAUAUAUAUAUAUAAAUAUAUGAGUUAUUAAAAUCAGAAGAAUACUUCGUGGCUGUGCUGUUUGUGCCAAUAGACUUUGUCAUGACCAAAAAGAGAAAUGUAAAUACUUUUAUAAAAUACAGUCGAAUCACCAGGAACCUUUGAGCUGCUUUUAAAAUUCUUCCCCUGGCAUCACUCAGUUUUGCCUUUGCCAGACGAUUUGACUUAGGAACUUUGAGACUCCAUGAGAAAGUCCCUUUCUGAGGCCCACUGUCUACCUUGCCAGAUCCUUGGUGUGUAUCACCAAUGCAGGAUGCUCCUUAGAGAAGAAAAAAAUGGUAAAGAAUGGCAUUUAACCAUUCAGGCUUUGAAUUACUCUGUCAUUCUGGACUAAAUCUCUUUAACUGCUGGAUAGCUGUAGAGGAAUUCUUCCUGCUACUUAGGAAUUGGGAAACAAUGCUUGCUAAACCAUGCCCAUGUGAGCACCUGUCUCCCACUCAAACCUCUCCCACCUCCCAACAAUGGCACUUGAAUGGCAGAAUACCAGCAGUGAAAUGGUAUUACUGUUUCCCUCUGAGUGAAACUGCUAGAGUAUGUGUCACGUAGUGACAUUUUUUUCUCACUCAGGCUAUUGCCAUCUGGGAUUCUCUCCCUACUACAGUUGGCAAAGUUGGUUUGCAGCAAGAAGCUGGUGGGAGGGGGCCAGGGUGCAGGAGGAGAAGAAGAAAAGUUUGGAAGGAACAAACUGUUUUGCUUCUAAUUUUGACAGUAUCAGUGUUUCCUGUUGAAAAUAUACAAUAAUUUUAAAAGAUGAAUGCCUAAAGUUCCAAUUUUGGCAAAUAUGGGAACCUCAGCAAUGCUAAUUUUCUAGAAAAACCCAGGGCUCUUUGGAGCUAGAGUUUUGGGAGAACAGUUCUUCACAAUAAGACAAUGGUUUUGAGAAGCCAGGCAAAUAAUCUUUCUCAUAGUAGAACAGAAAGUUACAAAAGUCAAAAUAAGAAAUAAAGACUGCAUACUCGAGUUUAUGGGGUUUGCGUUGUUUGAAGGUUGAAUGCUUGCAUGUGCUUAUUUAUUUUCAAGAGGGAAAGUGGUCUGUACUGUUGUCAUCCUUGCCACUGUCUUGCUUUUAUUUUUACCCUCCCACUGAGCAAGUGUCUGUGGCCCUAUGGUAUCAACCAGUACCUUUAUAGCAAUAACUUCUUUAAUUCCCUUUUCUCUGUCUUUCAAUUAUUUAACCAGUUACUUCCACCUGGAAACACGAUAGGAAAUUCAAACUCAAAAUGUGAAAAUUGAUCUUAAUAACUCUCCCUUCAUAUCUUUUCACCUAUUUCCAGUCCUUAUCAUAGUUGAUAAAAACCUCAGACUCAUCCAGAAAGCUAUAUGAUGUACUAGUAAAACACAAAGAUAUUCAUUCAAACUGCUUGGAUUCCAAUGGUCUACAAUUUGCCAGCUGUUACUACUGAACCUUCCAUGCAUAACUUAUUUUUCCUCUGUGCAAUUGGAAUAAUAAAAAUAAUACUCCCA